Sitophilus oryzae (rice weevil) is the source of this 4669-nucleotide messenger RNA. RefSeq names its product probable phospholipid-transporting ATPase IM. Gene Ontology annotation, biological process: phospholipid translocation; Golgi organization. NCBI's taxonomy places the organism in Eukaryota, Metazoa, Arthropoda, Insecta, Coleoptera, Curculionidae. The record is from RefSeq and is a predicted model, not a curated record. Gene Ontology annotation, cellular component: plasma membrane. Gene Ontology annotation, molecular function: ATPase-coupled intramembrane lipid carrier activity; magnesium ion binding; ATP hydrolysis activity.
CAUUGAUUUUAAAAGAAUCAAAGAUGGCGGAAUCGAAACAAUUUUGGGCAAGAAAAUCCAAAUUUUUUAAACGAAAAUAAGUAUUUUUCUCGGAAUUUCGCGUUGUUUAAACGUCCUUUGCCCUAUUCACGUUGAACUAAAUCCAGGGGUGUGAUUUACGAAGGAAGUCAUUGGUCUCGGCGUGAAAUGUGAACGUCUUUUCUGUGAUUCUGUAUUGUAUUUCUGUCAAAUCAAAACAGUAUUUUUAAUUUUUAAAUCCUCGCUUGCACCGUGAAUUGCAUUACGUCGAUCGUUGUCGUGUGGCUUUUACUAUAAAACAGACUGGAAUAAACAAACAUACAAAUGGUAAAAGGGCUAGAAGAAGAGGCAUGGAUUUUGAACUUGAGGUAUUCGAAGUGUACGAUGAGACUGAGCCUCACCCACCUAAAAAACGGUCCAAACACAACCGCAAGAAGUGCAAACAGAAGGCCAAGGUGCAGAAGUGCCUGGCGAACGUAGAGUGCAACGAGAACGACAUUGCCAGGUCGAAAUCCAGCGUUCUCAGUGCCGAGCGAAGACCGCUGAGUCUCAGAGAGUCGAUACUGAAUGUGUUCAGUAAGCUAGGGGUGUGGAAGAGGAGCGCAAAGUACCAAGUUCCUGAAAAACUGGACUCUCCUCAUACAUCCAGGGACUAUCGCAGAGGAUACAUUCCUUGUGAUAAUCAAAGAAGAAUUCAUGCCAAUGAUCGGAUUUUCAACUCACAAUUUCGAUAUGCCAGCAAUUUCAUCAAGACGUCAAAAUACUCUAUACUGACCUUCCUGCCAUUGAACCUGUUCGAACAGUUCCAGCGUCUGGCCAAUUUCUACUUCUUGUGCCUUCUGGUGUUGCAACUGAUCCCGGCCAUCAGCAGUUUGACCCCCGUGACCACGGCACUGCCUCUCAUUGGCGUGCUGGGUCUGACAGCGGUUAAGGACGCCUAUGACGACAUCCAACGCCACAUAUCCGAUUCGCACGUGAACAACCGAAAAUCCAGGGUCGUGCGCGAGGGUAAACUGGUCCAAGAGAAAUGGUCUGCUGUCCAAGUGGGCGACAUAAUCCGCAUGGACAACAACACUUUCGUAGCCGCAGACCUUCUGCUACUCACGUCUAGCGAACCUAACGGUCUCAUCUACAUCGAGACGUCGGAAUUGGACGGGGAAACGAACUUAAAAUGUCGUCAGUGUUUGGUGGAGACUGCCGAGAUUGGACAGGACGAUGGCAAACUUAGCGAGUUCAAUGGGGAAAUUAUUUGUGAGCAACCGAACAAUCUUUUGAACAAAUUCGAGGGUGUUCUCGUAUGGAAUGGCAAGACGUUUCCCCUAGACAACGAGAAAAUUAUAUUGAGAGGCUGCGUGCUGAGGAACACCGCCUGGUGCUACGGCGUGGUGAUAUUUGCCGGCAAAGACACCAAACUGAUGCAGAACAGCGGCAAGAGCAAGUUCAAACGGACCAGCAUCGACCGGCUGCUGAACUUUUUAAUCAUAGGGAUAGUGUUUUUUCUAUUAUCAAUGUGCCUUUUCUGUAUGGUGGCCUGCGGCAUUUGGGAGUCUUUGGUAGGUCGCUACUUCCAGACGUUCCUGCCUUGGGACACGCUGGUUCCCUCCGAGCCCCUAGGUGGAGCCACAAUAAUAGCUUUACUGGUGUUUUUCUCGUACGCCAUAGUAUUAAAUACGGUGGUACCGAUAUCGCUGUACGUCUCCGUGGAAGUGAUACGGUUCGUACAGAGUUUCCUGAUCAACUGGGACGAACAAAUGUACUACAAAAAGUACAAUACGUACGCCAAAGCCAGAACCACCACGUUAAACGAAGAACUAGGUCAAAUCGAGUACAUAUUUUCGGACAAAACGGGUACCUUGACGCAGAACAUCAUGACGUUCAACAAGUGCUCGAUAGGCGGCCAGUGUUACGGUGACAUCAUCGACCAGAGGACGGGUGACGUCAUCGAAGUUACUGACGACACAGAACCCCUAGAUUUCUCCUUCAACCCGAACUAUGAGCCAGAGUUUAGGUUCUACGAUAAGAACCUCCUUGAAGCGGUUAGAAGAAGGGAAAAAGAAACGUUUUCUUUCUUCCGGUUGCUGGCUCUGUGUCACACCGUCAUGUCCGAAGAACGCGAGGGAAAGUUAGAAUAUCAAGCCCAGUCGCCCGACGAGGCCGCUCUGGUAUCCGCUGCGAGAAAUUUCGGUUUUGUAUUUAAAGAACGUACGCCAAACAGUAUUACAAUCGAGGUUAUGGGCACUCACGAAGUCUACGAACUACUGUGCAUCCUGGACUUCAAUAAUAUUAGGAAAAGGAUGUCGGUUAUCCUGAGGAAGGACGGCAAAUUGACGUUGUACUGUAAAGGAGCGGAUAACGUCAUAUACGAGAGGCUUAAAUCUGGUCAGGAUGACGUCAAGACCAAGACUCAGGAUCAUCUAAAUAAAUUUGCCGGAGAAGGUUUAAGAACGCUCUGCCUGGCCUACUGCGAUCUGGACGAGAAUUUCUUUAAUGACUGGAAGCAGAGGCAUCAAGAGGCCGCCAUAGCUCUGGAGGGGCGUGAUGAAAAGUUGGACGCCAUCUAUGAGGAGAUUGAAAGAGAUAUGAUGCUGAUUGGAGCUACUGCCAUAGAAGAUAAGCUUCAAGAUGGCGUGCCAAACACCAUAGCCAAUUUGAUCAUGGCUGGGAUCAAGAUUUGGGUACUUACAGGGGAUAAACAAGAAACGGCCGUCAACAUCGGCUACUCCUGCCAGCUCCUGACCGACGAGCUCGCCGACCUCUUCAUCGUGGACGCCUCCUCCUUCGACGAGGUCCAGCAGCAACUCCUGAAAUUCCGCGGCAACAUUAAGAUCGUGAACACGUACAGGCCGAGCACCGACUCGCAAGGUCCGGUCGCAGCAGCGUCCAGCGCCAGAGCGGAAAACGGAGUUGGCGGCGGCACCAACGGAACAAGCGUGGCCCCCGCACAGGGUACCCAGCGCGGCCCGGCGGUCAGCGUGGUCACGUUCAGGUGGGGCGACGGUCAGAACAGGCGGCAGGGGGAGAGAGCAAGUACGGAACUGGAAUAUUUGGGCGGAGUGGAAGAUUCCCACAUCGAAGAGUCGAACGCUGGCUUCGCCAUAGUGGUCAAUGGCCACUCCCUGGUCCACUGUUUGCAUCCCCAGAUGGAACGGCUAUUCUUGGACGUGGUCAUGCAGUGCAAAUCUGUGAUUUGCUGCCGAGUCACACCUCUUCAGAAGGCCUUGGUGGUAGAAUUAGUGAAAAAAAGCAAGCACGCUGUGACAUUAGCUAUCGGAGACGGAGCCAAUGACGUUUCAAUGAUAAAAGCUGCCCACAUAGGCGUAGGUAUAUCGGGAGAAGAGGGUAUGCAGGCUGUCCUAGCUUCGGACUACUCCAUCGCGCAGUUUCGGUUUUUGGAACGCCUGCUAUUGGUCCACGGACGCUGGUCGUACUACAGGAUGUGCAGUUUUCUGCGCUACUUUUUCAACAAGAACUUCGCCUUUACGUUGUGUCACUUCUGGUACGCGUUCUUCUGCGGAUUUAGCGCUCAGACCGUAUUCGACCCGAUGUACAUAUCAGUCUACAAUUUAUUCUACACGUCGUUGCCGGUUUUGGCGGUGGGAAUCUUCGAUCAAGACGUCAACGACAAAAAUUCCGUCUUAUAUCCCCAACUUUACAAACCGGGCCAUCUGAAUUUGUUCUUCAACAAAAAGGAGUUCUUUCGCAGCGCCUUGCAAGGCUGUUUCGUCUCUAUAAUACUGUUUUUUACAGCUUUUGGUACAUAUUACGAUGCUGUAUCUCCAAGGGGCCAAGGACUCUCUGAUUAUAUGCUGUUCUGUAGCGUGACCGCUGCCAUACUUGUCAUAGUGAACACAGCACAGAUCGCCAUGGACACGCAAUAUUGGACCGUAUGUAACCACGUGAUGAUUUGGGGUUCUCUGGCGUUCUAUUUUAUAGCGGACAAUUUUUACAACUACCUGUGCAAGGGUCCCUACGUGGGCUCGCUGACCAAGGCCAUGGCAGGCGCGAAUUUCUGGUUCACCACCGUAUUGGUUGUCACCGCUUGUAUCUUGCCCGUUCUAGCUUACAGGUUCUACUUCGUAGAUGUGUUUCCUACUUUGUCCGACCGGGUCAGACUCAAGCAGAGGCUAGCGCAGGUGCGGUCGAGACAGAGCCAGGACGUGCUGCGAACGCCCUCCGCCAGGCGAGCGCGACGUUCCAUCCGAUCGGGCUACGCCUUCGCCCACCAGGAAGGCUUCGGCCGCCUCAUCACCUCGGGCAAGAUCAUGCGCAAGCUGCCCAACUCGGAGUUCACCAUUCCCAACAUCAUUAACAAGCUAAACAUGUCCAACAACUCGACCAAGGAGUCCAACAGGAACCCCCCGCCUAACUCGGCCGCGUCCAACUCGCAAGACGGCGGCAGCAGCAGCGGCGGCGGCGGCAGGGCGCCCAUACAGGACCUGGACACUAUCAAUUUGUGAUAAUAGGGGAGAAGUUUUUUUUCACGACGAUAUACUUAAAAAUUGUAUUCGUUUUUCUUCGAGUAGUAGACGAUGACGGGUAAAUUGGGAUUUUUUUUUCGAGUAAAACUGUAGUUUUUCACGAGUAAAAAGCUUUUUUUUGUUAUUUUUUUAUAAUGUUGUGAAUUAGUCAAUCUAAGGGUGUAUUCCGUUGC